This is a messenger RNA of Ogataea polymorpha, 1341 nucleotides long. RefSeq lists its product as uncharacterized. Lineage: Eukaryota; Fungi; Ascomycota; Pichiomycetes; Pichiales; Pichiaceae. Bases 1 to 1341 code for a protein of 446 amino acids. The transcript has a single exon. The record is from RefSeq and is a predicted model, not a curated record. Gene Ontology annotation, molecular function: arylsulfatase activity.
AUGUCCAAAGACCCAAAAAGACCGAACAUCGUGCUUAUUCUUGCGGAUAACCUUGGAUUUGGUGAGCUUGGAUGCUACGGAGGAGGAGUGCUGAGAGGUGCUCCAACCCCAAAUAUUGAUCAUCUGGCGACGCAGGGUCUCUUGUGUACGAAUUUCAAUGUGGAAAGUGACUGUGUGCCGACCAGGUCUGCCCUGAUGUCUGGAAGACACCCGAUCAGAACCGGUUGCAGACAGUCUGUGCCAGCUGGAUUCCCACAGGGGCUCCAACGCUGGGAAAAGACUCUGCCAGAAAUCCUCGCUCAGGGAGGCUACAAAUCUGCCCAUCACGGGAAGUGGCACUUGGGUGAUGUGCCAGGUAGAUAUCCAUCCGAUCGUGGAUUUGACGAGUGGUAUGGAAUACCAAGAACGACCGAUGAAACGCAGUUCACAAGCUCUGUUGGGUUUGAUCCAAGCGUGUGCACUACGCCAUAUGUCAUGGAGGGAAGAGCUGGUGAGGAGUCCAAGGAGGUUUGUGUCUACGAUCUGGAGGAGAGAAGAGUGAUUGACGAGAAGCUUGUCAACAAAAGUAUUGAUUUUAUGACUAGAAUGAAAGACCAAGAACAGCCUUUCUUCCUCUACCACCCGCUUGUUCACCUGCAUUUCCCUACUCUGCCCCACAAGGACUUUGCUGGUAUCACCAAUAAUGGCGACUUUGCCGACUCUAUGGUGGAGAUGGACCACCGUGUUGGCCAAUUGGUCAAAUUUAUUGACGAUUCUGGUUUGGGUGAAAACACGUUCCUUAUAUUUGCCUCGGACAAUGGCCCAGAGUUUCGUCCUCCUUACAGAGGUACUGCUGGAUUCUAUCGCGGAACGUACCACACGGCAAUGGAGGGCAGUCUUAGAGUUCCAUGCAUUUUCAGGUGGCCUGGAAAGAUUCCAGAAAACGUCCGCACUAACGAAAUUAUACAUGUGACAGACCUUUUCUCCACAAUUAUUGGCAUUGGUGGACAGAAAGUGCCUGAUGAUAGACCAAUCGAUGGUGUGGACCAGAUAGAAUUCUUGCUCAACCCGGUCGGCCAGAAGUCUAAAAGAGAAGGGUUUUUGUUUUACAUCAAGGAAGACUUGAAGGCUAUCAAGUGGAGAGACUGGAAACUUCAUCUCUGGUGGGAGCCAGAAGUGAACGAAGGCAAAGGCAAAUUGGAGUCCCCAUACUUGUUCAACAUUAUGCGUGAUCCAAAAGAGGAGACAGAUGUGCUUCCAUACAACACUUGGGUUUUGCAACCGCUUUUCAAGUUGAGGGAUGACUUCCUCAAGUCGAUGAAACAAUUCCCUGCUCCACCGGACCCAAUGAAAGAGUUAUAA